Molecule: messenger RNA, 795 nt
Organism: Penicillium concentricum
Lineage: Eukaryota; Fungi; Ascomycota; Eurotiomycetes; Eurotiales; Aspergillaceae
Exons: 2
Coding region: 1-795 (264 amino acids)
Source: RefSeq, a predicted model, not a curated record
AUGCCAACUCCAAUCCCCGGGUUUCUCCUCCCACGAGGCCCGCCCUCAGCGUUGACCCUGCGCGCCCUCCAACGCCAAAGCGCGCGACGCAGCUUCACCUCUACCAGCGCCGCAUUGAGGAAAGCUAGUAAAGGCAACACCAAUGCCAAUUCCAAUUCCAAGCCUCGUGUCCUCGCAAAACCCGACAGAUUCCGCCCGCCUUCGCACCCCCAGCGCCUCACGACUCCAUCUCCGAAGAACGUACCCGCAGGCCAACCAUUCGAGUAUGGCCCGCGCACGACGGAGAAAGAGCGCGUGCAGCAGAACAAGACGCAGUAUCCGGGCAUGUUCCCGCCAGAGGGGACAGUGAUGUUUAAGUUCCUAACGAGCAAGUGGAUCCACAUUUGGAUUGCGUUGAGCGUCCUAGUGUCCUGCGCCGGGUUCACCUUCACAACAAACUUCAAAGCAACCUCCCCAUUCGCCCACCUGCUACCAUCCUGGUCGAGUCUGCUGACCUCGCCCAUCGGCACGAUCUCGCAGGUGUUUUCUGUGUGGCGCAUGCAUGUGCAGCACAACUCUAUGCGCGUGCGGGAGCAGCGACACCGCCGUGUUGAGGAUGCGGAGAAGAGGAAGCAGUACCGUAUUGCACAUGGGCUUGAGGAGGCGGAGCCUGAGAAGAAGAAGAAGGAUGAGAGUGCCAAUGAGGUUGAUUCUCAGUCCCCUGUUGCUGCUGUUGAGGGUGCGGAGGGUACGAAGGAGUUUGUUGAUUGGGAGGGGAAUAAGAAGCCCGUAAAGAAGUGGUUGGGAAUUUGGUGA